GGCCGCCAGUCGAGUCUGGAGCUGGACGGAGCCGCCAUGGACGUCUCGCUGCGCUGGAGCGGUGCGCACCGACUCUCUGCAGCCACAGUCCUCUGCUCGGCGGGCGGGGACGGACGGCUGUCUGCCGGACAGCUGACCGGCUGUCUGCGCUCCACCGUCGGCUGUCUGCGCAGCAAGGCCGGACAGGGCGCUGUCUGCCACUUCCGGGUGUUCCACUGCGUGGAGGACGGCGCGGCGGUGGCGGAGGCGUCGCUCUCGGUCCGCGGGCCGCUCUGCGUCGUGACGCCCGUGCCCGUGACGGCAGUGGGUGACGGCGUGACGCGCCGCGUGGCCGUCACGGCGCUGGCCAUGGACGCCGCUCGGGAGAAGCGCGACUGACGACGGCCGGCGCCGAGCGGGUGGGAGUUCGGUGGGAUCGCGAACUGAUGAGACCGCAUAAUGCGGCGAACCAGAGCGCAUAUGCUGUGUUUGAGGCGCCGGGAAUUGGCCGAUGUAAGGCUGGUUGUCGAGACCAAUGAAUUUGGUUGAGACCAAUGAAUAUGGUCGGUGAUUUAUUAGCUGUCGACUGCGUUUCUGAACGUGCCCAGAUGUCUCUAGUGCGUGUUUGGAGUUGAGCUGUUACGGAAUUGGUCGUGUGAAAUGUUGGUAUUUUUAUACCUCUUUAUUGCGUAGAUGCUUGUGUGCGAUGGACGUCACCUUAUCAAUCGAAGAUCAGGGAAUAAAACAGAGUUUGGACAAUCAA
Amphibalanus amphitrite is the source of this 742-nucleotide messenger RNA. RefSeq lists its product as uncharacterized. Bases 37 to 378 code for a protein of 113 amino acids. The transcript has 2 exons. The record is from RefSeq and is a predicted model, not a curated record. Lineage: Eukaryota; Metazoa; Arthropoda; Thecostraca; Balanomorpha; Balanidae.